Messenger RNA from Pygocentrus nattereri (red-bellied piranha), 2950 nucleotides. It is a transcript of the gene actr1b, whose product is annotated as actin related protein 1, centractin. The transcript is spliced from 11 exons. The record is from RefSeq and is a predicted model, not a curated record. The coding region runs from base 148 to 1278 and encodes 376 amino acids. Lineage: Eukaryota; Metazoa; Chordata; Actinopteri; Characiformes; Serrasalmidae.
UUGGGUUGUGCCGUGUGUAGUUAGGUUGCCACAUCGCCGGCCAGUCUGGGGUUUCAGCUGAGCUGCUGAUUUUCAUGAAUAAUAAACUUUACAGCGGAUUUUCUCUGAAGUAGUCGAAAGAAAAGCGAGCCGAUCUGCAGAUUCAGAAUGGAAUCCUACGAUAUUAUAGCCAACCAGCCGGUUGUGAUUGAUAAUGGCUCCGGUGCCAUCAAAGCUGGAUUCGCUGGAGACCAGAUUCCCAAAUACUGUUUCCCAAAUUAUGUGGGACGACCCAAACACGUGCGGGUGAUGGCUGGUGCCCUCGAAGGUGACCUGUUCAUCGGACCUAAAGCCGAGGAACACAGGGGGCUGCUGUCCGUGCGCUAUCCAAUGGAACAUGGCAUCGUUAAAGACUGGAACGAUAUGGAGCGGAUCUGGCAGUACGUUUACUCCAAGGAACAGCUCCAGACCUUCUCUGAGGAGCACCCGGUUCUCCUGACUGAAGCUCCUCUGAACCCCAGUAAGAACCGAGAGCGUGCAGCCGAGGUGUUCUUUGAGACAUUCAACGUUCCGGCUCUGUUCAUCUCCAUGCAGGCCGUCCUCAGCCUGUACGCCACUGGCCGCACCACUGGAGUAGUUCUGGAUGCUGGAGACGGAGUGACCCAUGCUGUCCCCAUCUAUGAAGGCUUCGCUAUCCCUCACUCCAUCAUGCGUGUGGACAUCGCUGGCCGAGACGUUUCCCGCUACCUGCGACUGCUUCUGCGGAAGGAAGGAUACGACUUUCACACGUCUGCCGAGUUUGAGGUGGUGCGCACCAUGAAGGAGAGAGCCUGUUAUCUCUCCCUGAACCCUCAGAAGGAUGAAACUCUGGAGACGGAGAAAGCUCAGUACACCCUGCCAGAUGGAAGUACCGUAGACAUUGGGCCAGCGCGGUUCCGAGCUCCGGAACUCCUCUUCAGGCCGGAUCUGAUCGGAGAUGAAAGUGAGGGUAUUCAUGAAGUUUUGGCCUUCGCAAUUCAGAAAUCAGACAUGGACCUGCGGCGCACGCUCUUCUCCAACAUCGUUCUUUCUGGAGGAUCCACACUGUUCAAAGGAUUCGGAGACCGGUUGUUAAGUGAAGUGAAGAAGCUCGCACCCAAAGAUGUUAAAAUUAAGAUAUCAGCGCCGCAGGAGAGACUUUAUUCCACAUGGAUUGGGGGAUCCAUCCUGGCAUCUUUGGACACGUUUAAGAAAAUGUGGGUUUCUAAGAAGGAGUAUGAAGAGGACCGCGCUCGUGCCAUCCAUAGGAAAACAUUUUAAUGGGCCCCCACUGACCCCUCACCUGACCCCCCAAAGCCCCACCACCACCGCUCUGUCUCUCUUCUCCCAAACCUCUCCCACUUCCGCCUGCUCAUUGAGAACCUUGGGCCUUCCCCUGCAGCUGUGGCAUGCCCUGUAUAGUCCUGCCCCCUGUAGCCCCGCCCCCCUCCUCUUCGGGACUGGGCAGAAGUGGGUUAAAUCUGUGUCCAUCAAACACAAACGGCUUUUCAGGGUGUUGGUCACUCUCAACUUUCAUUUCAGUCACUGAAGAAAAUGCUUUGAUAUUUAUUACACUAUUUACAGCUGUGUACUGUAAUCAUAUCCACCGCAGGGCUGCGGUUCCGUAGUGCUUCAUUUUCCCCGUUCUGCUACGCCGAGUCAGUGCUCAAAGCCCCGAGCAGUUCUGAUUAAACCAGACAGAGUGAUUGUUUCACUCGACUGUAAAGAAAAUUCAUUCCAAAACUAUAGAGGGUGAUGAUUUUUCUCUUCUGUAACGCAGUUGUCUCUGCUCGCUGCCACCCUGUGGACGUGUAUAAUAGUGAUGUUAGUUCGGUUCCUUAUUAGUUCGCCAUUGUUAGUGUUUUUUGGACUUGACUGAAUAAAGAAAAGCUCCAGUUUAAGGGAACUGAACUGCAGGCGCUCAUAAGAGGUAGAUAAACAGCAUCAAUUUAGAACAGAUGUGAAGUGUGAUGUUUAGUUUUUGUGGACGCUCACUCUGUGUGAAAAUAACAAUAAUUGGCUGUCUUGAGUUUUGAACAGUUGCCCCCCGCACACCCCCAUCCCCAACCAGGCAUUUGUUUUUCCUCCAGAUCCUCAUGCCCCCCUUUGAUUUUCUGUCUGUUCAUCUCCACAUAGUGAAGAAUCUUACUUGAAACUCUGGAGGAAUGACGUGAAGGAUCUGAAAGGUUUAAGCCGAGCACAUCUGAUCUUCUUUAAAAACAAAGUUUAUCCAAAUUUAGGUGCAUGAUGUGUAAAGUUUGUGUUUAUCUCGUCACAGAAACACGAGCUGAAGAGUAGCAGGUCAGAUUUGGCCUCAUCGUACCUUUAAUAAACAUUGUGACAAAAUAAUGGAAAUGGCUGACACUGUGCAGUGACUGAAUUACAACAGCUCAAUGUCAGUAACACUAUUUGAGUUUCCAAAGGAAAACAUACUGUAACACUAUAAAAACAUACUUAUAAUACAUCAUCACAUCAGAAAAACUUGUCACUGAACUGAAUGACUGUCAGUAAAACUGAACUAUGGAGCUUCUAUAAUAAACAACCUGGCACAGCUGGUUUACUGAUUACAGCUUCAGUUCGAGCUGGUAAACAAGAAUUUUUAAACUUUAAAAACGAUUUAAAUCUGCCCAACUAAAGGAAGAAUGAAUGUUCUGAGUGCUGUUUCCAUUAUUUUGUCUGUGUCUGCUGAAAGAGCUGCGUCAUUACAGGAUUUAAUUUGUCUGUGUCCAUUUUCUCAUUAAAAUUGGCCGUAGUGUCCUUAUCAGUCUUUUUUUUGUUUUAUUAUUUUUUAAAGAUAUAAUAAUCAUCAGCCUUGUGUACAGUGGAUUGCUAUUCAAAAAUAAAGGAAAAAAAACAAAAGGACUAAAAUGUACAAUAUUGUUCCUUCAGCUGUUGCUUUUAUUUUCCAUUUUGUAAAUUCAGUAUGAUAAAUAAAUGAAUGACUGCUGUCUGA